Punctularia strigosozonata HHB-11173 SS5 is the source of this 1457-nucleotide messenger RNA. RefSeq names its product cell adhesion protein byn-1. The record is from RefSeq and is a predicted model, not a curated record. The transcript is spliced from 7 exons. Gene Ontology annotation, molecular function: snoRNA binding. Lineage: Eukaryota; Fungi; Basidiomycota; Agaricomycetes; Corticiales; Punctulariaceae. The coding region runs from base 1 to 1362 and encodes 453 amino acids. Gene Ontology annotation, biological process: rRNA processing. Gene Ontology annotation, cellular component: cytoplasm; nucleolus; preribosome, small subunit precursor.
AUGCCCCGCGCGCUCAAGGCCACUGGCAAGACCAGACACGACCCUCUGCUCGUACAGUUGCGCGAGGACGAGGUGCACGCAAAAUAUGGCAAGGUCUCCCAGCCAGGAAGGCGACAAAAGCAAAGAACCGACGACGAGGACCACGAGGAGGCAGUACUAGAUCCGAAAACUUCGCGGCGGAUAUUGGAGCUCGCAAAGGAUCAGCAAGAUGAACUGGAGGAGGCGGAGGAUAAUCAGGAAGGCGAUGGAUCAAGAGAACCUCGCAUGCAGGAUGGUCUAGAGGAAGAGGAGGAGGAAGAAAUCGAGGAAUAUGUGUACGAGCCGGAGGAGGAGUUCCAAAUCGAUGCCGGGGAUCUGAAGACGUUAGACUCUCUUCUUCCUCCGGACACUGGCGAGCGACGUACUCUCGCCGAUAUCAUCUUCGCAAAACUCGAGAGCGGCGAGAUUGGCCAUGUUACGACGGCACCAAAACCAGAAUAUGAUCCAACACGACCGCCUGAUCCCGCGGAGGGCCUGGAUCCCAAAGUUGUAGAUGCAUACACGAAAGUCGGCCUAAUCCUGCGGCGACACACUUCCCCGACCGCUCCGUUACCAAAACUUUUCAAGGUCAUACCUUCGCUUCCGGGCUGGGCACGCAUACUCGCCCUGACUCGCCCGGAGGAAUGGUCCCCCCAAGCAACAUACGCGGCCACUCGUCUUUUCAUCUCUCAGAUGAAGCCAGCGCAAGCGCGAGUAUUCCUCGAAGGCGUGCUCUUGAAUGCAAUCCGAGAAGACAUCCAGGACCGCACCAGCUCGGGGAAGAAAAACAACAAGCCGUUGAAUGUCCAUUAUUACGAAGCGCUCAAGAAAGCGGUAUACAAGCCGAGUGCGUUCUACAAGGGCAUCGUCUUUCCGUUGCUCGAGGGAGGCUGUACACUAAAGGAAGCGGCUAUCGUGGCUUCCGUACUCGCGAAAAAGAAAAUCCCUGUCCUCCAUUCGUCGGCGGCGCUCAUACGCAUUGCUGAAAUGGACUAUACGGGCCCCAAUUCGCUGUUCAUCCGUGUGCUACUUGACAAGAAAUACACUUUCCCGUACAAGGUCAUCGACGCCUUGGUGUUCCAUUUCAUCCGUCUUUCAAACUCGUACAAAGCGCGCAAGCUCGGUGAUGCGGAGAAGCUUCCGGUCCUCUGGCACCAAUCUCUCCUCGUCUUCUGCCAACGGUAUGCCUCUGAGCUCACGGCGGAUCAAAAAGACGCGUUGCUGGAUGUCGUACGGGUGAAUCCGCACCCACAGAUAUCACCUGAGGUGAGGCGUGAGCUGGUGAGUUCCGUCAUGCGGGGCGAACCACGGCCGGAUGCAGACGGGGACGUGGCCAUGUCAUGAUUUGUCGCCGCGGGGGGGGGGUGUCAGAUGAGCAUGCACGGAUGAUGGGCGUUUUUGUGUUGUACGCGUGUUAAACCCAUGCAUUCGAUGCACGC